AUGGACACAAACCAGUUGCAAAUACCAUUGGCGCCAACUAGACAGUUCAGAUCCAAAUCUGUCGACGUCUCACUCUCUGGACUUUCACUAGAAGACGCUAAAAUCACUAUUGAUCUCAAAAAUAAUGAAAUUGUUAUCACUCCAACAGAAUCUAAUGACAUUGUUGAUGAAAUUGAAGCAUCUAAAUCUAGUUACAGUGAAAUCGAAGAGAAAUUAAAUAUCGGAGAUAAAAUUACCCAAGCCUUCGAAAAUUUUCAAGAUGGCUUACAAUUGUUAAGCGAAUAUAGAAAUACAGCGGAUAAAGAACAAACUGAAGAAUGUAAUACAAAAUUAACUAUCAGAGGUCCUGGGAGUUACAUUAAAAAGUUGAUCCAGCAGUUCAGUGAAGGACCUUUUGAGGGGGAAGACCCGAAACCAGAAAGUGAAAGAGCCAUGUCUACGCAGUCUAUCAAAGAUAAAGCCGAUGCAAUUUGUAAAAAAUGCUUACACUACAAAGGUAAAAUUACGAAAUAA
Molecule: messenger RNA, 513 nt
Organism: Arctia plantaginis
Lineage: Eukaryota; Metazoa; Arthropoda; Insecta; Lepidoptera; Erebidae
Source: the annotation of a GenBank genome assembly